AGCCAGGCCUUAGUGCGCCUCUCCGGGAGGGCGGCUCCAGCGCCAGGAGCAAGCGGAGGGCGGAGCUGAGCGGAGUGGCCAGGGGAGGAGAGAGUGUCCAGAGAGGCUGGUUGAACUUGGACGCGGCCCCUCCCAGCUCCCCCCACAGCCCAGCUGUUCCCUCCGCGGAUUCUCCGGGGCUGGUUCAUCACCUCCGAAUAUUCCUGUGACAGGAGACGCUUGCAAAACCCGCCUCCAGUCUCCAGCAGCAAAUAAAUAGAAGGCUUGCAGCCCAGGAGGAGCCAGAAGAAGUUUCUAGGCGCGUGUGCCCUGGGUUUAUUAAGCUCCUGGCUCCGCUCUAGACCUCAGCGGCUCUGGCUGCCAGCCUGGGCAGCCUGGGAGGACGGCGGCUUGCUGGUCUGUCGUGAGGCAGUGCGGAGAGGGGCCCUCUGGGAUUCUGCUGGACCUGCCUGGGGGUCACCUUUGGGGUCUGGGACCCCAGCUGAGGGGGCACAACCGUCCCUGGCAGUGGUUGGUUCUGCUUCUCCCUGCAGAAAAGCAGCAUUUUCGGAAGCUGAAGAAUAAGCUAACCCAGCCACACCACCUUGUUGAGUGACCUUGGGCAGGUGGUUCUGUCUCUCUGAGCCUCUGUUUCCCUCUGAGCUCAGCAGCCACCAUGGCUGAUGGUCAGAUGCCCUUCUCCUGCCACUACCCAAGCCGCCUGCGCCGAGACCCCUUCCGGGACUCUCCCCUCUCCUCUCGCCUGCUGGAUGAUGGCUUUGGCAUGGACCCCUUCCCAGACGACUUGACGGCCUCUUGGCCCGACUGGGCUCUGCCUCGUCUCUCCUCCGCCUGGCCAGGCACCCUAAGGUCUGGCAUGGUGCCCCGGGGCCCCACUGCCACCGCCAGGUUUGGGGUACCUGCCGAGGGCCGGACCCCCCCGCCCUUCCCUGGGGAGCCCUGGAAAGUGUGUGUGAAUGUGCACAGCUUCAAGCCAGAGGAGUUGAUGGUGAAGACCAAAGAUGGAUAUGUGGAGGUGUCUGGCAAACACGAAGAGAAACAGCAAGAAGGUGGCAUCGUUUCUAAGAACUUCACAAAGAAAAUCCAGCUUCCUGCAGAGGUGGAUCCUGUGACAGUGUUUGCCUCACUUUCCCCAGAGGGUCUACUGAUCAUCGAAGCUCCCCAGGUCCCUCCUUAUUCAACAUUUGGAGAGAGCAGUUUCAACAACGAGCUUCCCCAGGACAGCCAGGAAGUCACCUGUACCUGAGAUGCCAGUACUGGCCCAUCCUUGUUUUGUCCCCAACCCUAGGGCUUCUCUGAUUCCAGGGUACAUUACUUUAGCUGAACUCAGAUUUAGUGCAAGUAAAAUGUUGGGGGGUGCGGGGGUGGGGACUGACCACAGAUUCCCUGGAUAGUGUAGUGGUAGAUUUUUCCACAAGAUAGCGCAAUUGGCAAACCAUGCUUGGUUGCGUUAGGACAAAAUCCUAGUUUUUCUUUCUUUACCUUUUCUAUCUUGAUGAAAAUGUUGCACAUUCUAUAGUUGCAAAACACAUAAAAGGGGACUUAACAUUUCACGUUGUAUCUUACCUUGCAGUGAAUGCAAGGGUUACUUUUCUCUGGGGACCUCCCCCAUUACCCAGGUUCCUACUCUGGACUCCCAAUUCCCAUGGCUCCCAAACCAUGCUGCAUGGUUUGGUUAAUGAAAUCCAGUAGCUAACCCCACUGUACUUCCACAUGCCUGGCCUACAAAGGGUGAUAUACAGGUCUUAUAUCCCUAUACGGAAUUUGUCCAUCAAUCACAUAAAAACAAACAGUGCCUUCUGCCCUCUGCCCAGAUAUUUCCAGCAUGUUCCCAAGGUUUCCAAGUUAGCCCUCCCUAAGGACUCUGGGAGCCUCUCAGUUUAUGAUCUGGCCAAGGUCCCCAUUUUCUUCUGUCCCCUAUAUUUAAGUCGGGAUUUUUACAGAGGGAGCUGUCUCCAGACAGCUCCAUCAGGAACCAAGCAAAGGCCAGAUAGCCUGACAGAUAGGCUAGUGGUAUUGUGUAUACGGGAGGGACGUGUGUGUCAUUGUUAUUUGAGUUAUGCUGUUGUUUAGGGGGAAAUAACAGUAAAUAAUUAAUAACAAUAAUAAUAAAGGAGCUGACGUUCUUA
Messenger RNA from Mandrillus leucophaeus (drill), 2129 nucleotides. RefSeq names its product heat shock 22kDa protein 8 (gene HSPB8). Gene Ontology annotation, cellular component: cytoplasm; protein folding chaperone complex; nucleus. Gene Ontology annotation, biological process: cellular response to unfolded protein. Gene Ontology annotation, molecular function: protein homodimerization activity. Lineage: Eukaryota; Metazoa; Chordata; Mammalia; Primates; Cercopithecidae. The record is from RefSeq and is a predicted model, not a curated record. The transcript is spliced from 3 exons. Bases 656 to 1246 code for a protein of 196 amino acids.